AUGCGCCCUCUUAAGAUCCAAGGACACACAAGACCUUUGACUCAGGUCAAGUACAAUUCUGACGGCGAUUUGCUGCUCACUGUUGCCAGAGAUAAAGUGGCCAACAUUUGGUAUUCACACAAUGGCGAGCGUUUAGGCACUUUGGACGGCCACGAAGGUUCCAUCAUGUCGAUUGAUGUUGAUGUUCAGACUUACCUAGUUGCUACCGGAUCCGGUGACGGUACCGCGCGGCUGUGGGACAUCAAGACGGGCACGCAGCUGUUUACGUGGAACACAUUGGCAUCCACGCGUUACGUUGCUUUUUCGCCCAAGGGUGACCGCCUGCUGCUAGUGACAGACGAAAACUUUGGCUGCAAAAGUAAGCUUCAGAUUUUCAACCUGAACCGUGAGACCCCAACCAAGCAGUCCGAGGAGCCUGUGCUGGUGAUUGAGAACCAGGACGGACCCAAGGCCAAGUACAUGGUUGCUGCAUGGACAAGUGAGGGCGAGAACUUGCUUGUGGGACUCAACAAUGGUGAAGUCAAGAAGUUUAGUCUUAGUGGUGAGAAGAAGGGUGAGGCUGUCAAGUCAAUCAAGGCCCAUGACGAGGCUGUUUCUGAUUUGCAAACAUCUCUGGACCGCUCGUACUUUAUCACUUCGUCGCGUGACAAGCUGGCCAAGCUGUUUGACUCGGAAUCUCUCGAGAACAUCCACAGCUACGAGGGCCAGGCGCCACUCAACUCUGCGUGCAUCACAACUGUCAAGGAUUUUGUUAUUGUUGGUGGUGGUCAAGACGCGUCUGCUGUCACUACAACUGCUGACCAGGAAGGUGACUUCAAGUCGAAAAUCUUCCACAAGAUCUUUGAGGACCAUUUGGGCGACGUUAAGGGUCAUUUCGGUCCUAUUAACACUCUUGCUGCUGAUCCCAAGGGUAGAUCUUUUACUUCUGGAGGAGAAGAUGGUUUCAUUCGUCUGCACCACUUUGAUCCCUCAUACUUUGAGUUUUACUACGAUAUCGAGCGCAGAAACAAGGAGGAGCUUGCUGCUGCAAAUUAA
Messenger RNA from Magnusiomyces paraingens, 1035 nucleotides. RefSeq lists its product as uncharacterized. Gene Ontology annotation, molecular function: protein binding; translation initiation factor activity; RNA binding. The transcript has 4 exons. Gene Ontology annotation, cellular component: eukaryotic translation initiation factor 3 complex, eIF3m; cytoplasm. The record is from RefSeq and is a predicted model, not a curated record. Gene Ontology annotation, biological process: cytoplasmic translational initiation. Lineage: Eukaryota; Fungi; Ascomycota; Dipodascomycetes; Dipodascales; Dipodascaceae. The coding region runs from base 1 to 1035 and encodes 344 amino acids.